Colletotrichum spaethianum is the source of this 891-nucleotide messenger RNA. Its product is annotated as low-affinity phosphate transporter PHO91. Lineage: Eukaryota; Fungi; Ascomycota; Sordariomycetes; Glomerellales; Glomerellaceae. Gene Ontology annotation, biological process: monoatomic anion transmembrane transport; polyphosphate metabolic process; phosphate ion transport. The record is from RefSeq and is a predicted model, not a curated record. Gene Ontology annotation, molecular function: phosphate transmembrane transporter activity. Gene Ontology annotation, cellular component: membrane. Bases 1 to 891 code for a protein of 296 amino acids. The transcript is spliced from 2 exons.
AUGUCCAAGGCUGUCAUCAUGGGCAUUGCACUUGCCUCCAAUAUUGGCGGUAUGCUCUCACCCAUUGCUUCGCCGCAGAACGUCGUCGCUAUCGGUAUCAUGACGCCGGCGCCUACUUGGAUCCAGUGGUUUUUCAUUGUCAUUCCAGUUGGCAUCAUUUCUUUGCUCAUCAUCUGGGUGUUAUUGUUGAUUACUUUCCAACCGAGCAAGGGAACUACCAUCUCCCCGAUCCGCCCUGUCAAGGAAAAGUUCACCGGCAUCCAAUGGUUUGUUUCCAUUGUGACGCUGGUCACGAUCGGACUGUGGUGCGCAAGCCAUCAAAUGGAGUCCAUCUUCGGCGACAUGGGCGUCAUCGCCAUCAUUCCCAUCGUUCUCUUCUUCGGUAUCGGUAUCCUGACCAAAGAAGACUUCAACAACUUCCCAUGGACCAUCAUCAUCCUUGCUGCCGGAGGUUUGUCUCUGGGCAAAGCUGUCAAGUCAUCGGGUCUUCUGCAUACCGUUGCUGGCAUGGUUACUAAGGAAGUUGAGGGAAUGAGCCUUUACGUCGUCCUUGUCGUCUUCUCGGCGCUCAUCCUUGUCAUCGCUACGUUUAUCAGCCACACUGUUGCAGCUCUUAUCAUCCUGCCGUUGGUGUAUGACGUCGGUUACAACAUGGACGAACCUCAUCCCAACCUGCUGGUCAUGGGCGGAGUCCUUAUGUGCAGUGCCGCCAUGGGGCUACCAACAAGUGGUUUCCCGAACAUGACUGCUAUCAUGAAGGAGGACUCGACGGGUCAGAGAUAUCUCAAUGUGAAGCACUUUAUCAGCCGAGGUGUGCCCAGCAGUAUCCUCACUCUAAUUGUUGUGGUAACUCUGGGUUAUGGUCUCAUGAGAGUGGCUGGGCUAGACUGA